Girardinichthys multiradiatus is the source of this 4682-nucleotide messenger RNA. RefSeq names its product coiled-coil domain-containing protein 171-like. Bases 141 to 3821 code for a protein of 1226 amino acids. The transcript is spliced from 24 exons. NCBI's taxonomy places the organism in Eukaryota, Metazoa, Chordata, Actinopteri, Cyprinodontiformes, Goodeidae. The record is from RefSeq and is a predicted model, not a curated record.
AAAUUGGUAGGACUCGAUUGGCCGCUUUUACGCUGGACGACCUAAUGCGGAAAUGACGUAAGGACGCCAAAGAUGGCGUGAGUUUUAAACCGUCUCCGGAUAUAUGUAACAGAGGAAUAAAGUUGGGUCGGUGCAGAAACAUGCAGCCAGAACCAGCAGAUCGGAGCAGCCAGCCCAGCCGUAGCAGGAGAGCGGAGCGGCGGAAGGCCGAGAGGAGAACUGACAGCAGAACCUGUGUCUGGAGCUCCAAGGAGGAGAACCCAAGGAUCCCAGAGAUCAUCAGGUCCAAAGGUCACAGAGAGAAGCUGGUGGGAUGCGAGGAAGGAGGAGGAGGAAGAGAAGAGAGAAAACAGGAGGAGGACCGAGACAGAGGGAGAGGAGCGAUGGAGAGGAGGGCGGCCUCAGAGGGAGGUGAAAGCAGCGAGCAGAGCAGAGAGCUGAGGUGGAGGCUCAACCAGCUGGAGAAGGAGAAGCUGAAGCUGACAUCCAGCCACAACCAGGAGGUGUGCUCGCUGCAGGCAGAGGUCGCUCGCCUUCGCUCCUCAGCGGAGCGAGGUGAGGCUCAGCGGGCGGAGCUACAGUACCAGCUCGCCGCAAGCCGCAGAGACGGCGAACGGGUCGCUGAGCUCAACAGGGACAGGUGCACCCUAACAGAGCAAGCAGCAGAGCUCCAGCAGAUGGUGGCCGAGCUGCAGAAAGCUCUGCGCAUCACACGGCAGGCGAGGCAAGAGGACCAGCAAGCUUUGCAGCAAGAGGUGGAGGAGCGGGACCAACUGAUCCAGAACUUUAGUUCCGACAACCAGCGACUGCACCAACUGCUGCAGGAUCAGGAGGCGGCUCUGGAGGAGUCUGAGAGGAAGAUGGGCGAGGUGCAGCAGGAGCAACAGAAGGAGGCUGAGGUACACCGACGACAAGCUGAAGAGCUGAAGAUCCUGGCAGAGAGGAUGGAGAGGAGCUGCAGGGAGAAGGAGCUUGCAGAUCAGAGGGUGAAGUCUCUGGAGUCGAGCAUGGAGGCGGAGCGAGCAGCUCACCUGGAAUCCAAGUGUAGUCUGGAGGUCCUUCAGCUGCGGACUCGGGACCUGGAGGCAGCAGUGGCAGUGGAGCGGUCCGGCCAGCAGGAGGCGCAGCACAGCCUGGAGCUGCUGCGAGCUCACUUCAGAGAGCUGGAGAGGGUUUACAACCUGGAGAGAGAGAGGAGGGGAUGCACCGAGGACGCUCUGGAGCGGCUGCAGGCCGAGUUCAAUCACUGUAAGUCUGAUAUGACUGACACCUUGGAAACCGAGAGGAAGGCAACCUCUGACCUCUCGAAAAGGCUUGCGGAGGAGAAGAGUCGAAACGCUGACAUGCAGUCACUGCUGCAGCAGGCAGCGACACGGCAGUCAGAAGCAGAGGAGGCCUUCAUGAGCACCCUGAAACAGAUCACAGGCAUGCUGCAUCUCCUCAGCACCACAGGUCAGCAAUCAGCACCACCCGCAAAGAAUGAUGGGAAUCUGAGUCCUGCUGAGGUCCUGCAGCUGCUGGCAACAACUCUGAGCACCUACCAGCUCAAACUGGUUGAAACUACCAACCAGGUCCAGGAUCUGCUGUUUACAUCUGAGAAACUUCAGGAGGAGAACCAGUUUCUCCAGCAGCUGACCUCGGAUCGGGAGAAACAAACUGCGGAGGCGCAGCAGGCGUUGGCCGACCUGCAGGAGGAGGCAUCUCGUUUACGCCUACAGAGCUCUGAUUGGUCGGUGCAGAAUAAGGAUCUACAGGAGGAGCUGCAGCAAGAGAAGGAGGAGAGGAAGAAGGAGAGGGAGGAGAUCAGUGAAGAGUUCAACAAAGAGUCAGCGGCCCACCUGUCCUUCCUCCACUGCCUGUACCAGCGCCUGCUGGCCGGCUGCGUCCUCAUCGAUCAGCCCCAGAGCAUUCUGGGAGACUUCACCUGGAAGGAUCUGUGUGACGUCAUCACCCAGCAGGUGGAUCAGCUGACCUCUGACCUGCAGAAGGCCAACAACAAGAUCGCUCACCUGCAGAGUGUGUGUCACAAGAAAAGCGUGUGUGUGCGUGAGCUGCAGCGCAGUCAGGAGUGUGUGUUGGCUCGCCUGGAGGAGAGCGUGAGGAGGAGAGAGGAGACCUGGAGCCACCAUCACACACACACCGUCAACCAGCUGCAGGGCCAGCUGCAGCUCUGUCGCUCUCAGUGCGACUCCCACAGGGAUCACGCCUCCUCUCUGGAGCGCCGCUGCUCCUCGCUGACCUCCGACCUGUCCCGGCUGCAGGGCCUCCUCUCCAGAAGCCGCAGGGAGUCGUCCUCCUUCUUCUUAGCCUGCGCUCUGCUGGCCGGAGCUCUGAAGCACGCCCGCAGCUGUGUGCACGCCCUCUCAGAGCAGAAGAUCCUCCUGUGCAGACAGCUGGCAGAAAGGGAGCUGCUGGAGCAGGAGGUCAGGAGGCUGGCGGACGCUCUGGGAGGUGAGAAGGAGGAGGAGGAGGAGGAGGAGGAGAAGAGGAGGAGGACGAUGAGGAGGUGGAGGAAGAGUGUGUGUGCAGUGCUGGCGCUGAAGAGGUGGAUGGCUCUGAGUAAGAAGACGAUGGUGUUGUUUCGGCUGGAAAGAAGUGGAGGCAGUGUGGCUGUCUGCAUGUGGGGAGAUUCACGUACGGCAACCCUGAAGGAUGAGAAGGAUGAAAGUCCUGAAGGUGUUUGUGCUCGCUGGCUUCGCUCCAAAAGUAUCUCCUCCAUCAUUCUGUCCUCCAUGGUUGACCUGCAGAGGGCUCUAGCUAACACAGGUUCCCGUCCUCCAAAUGUGAUCUCAGCUGCUCGCUCAGGCUUCUCCCGCCUCCUGGAUCACCUGCUGGACCAAUCAGCUCACAGCAUUUCCUUUGGUUCAGCUGAGGAGAACACGGAGAGCUCCUCUCUGAAACUCAGCCAGAACAGACAGACCAAUCUGAAGACGCUGGUGUCCGCCCUCCAGCAGCACUUCCUGCUCUUCAGCCAUCGCCUGCACUCAGCAGAGGUGGAGAGGCGGAGCCUGCGGGUGGAGGUGGCCAAUCUUAAGAAAGGGCGGCGACAGGAGAGGGCAGAGUUUAAUCAGACGGUUCCGUCGGAGCGUUUCCAGACCGCCUGUGAGGAACUCCGUCAGGCUCUGAACAGAGAGCAGGAGGCCCAGGCGCUGAUCCAGGAACAGUCCAAACAGCUGCAGGCUCUGCAGCAGCGAGCUGACAAACACUCCUCAGAACAAUGCGACACACUGAGCCAAACCAAACAGGCGCUGUCAGAGACUCGGCAGCAGCUGAGUCGGAAAGAGCGCUCCCUGAGAAUUCUGGGUAAGCACCUGUCGGGGGUUCAGAAGGAGAGGAGGCAGCUGGAGGAGAAACUGCAGAGAGCAGAGGAUGAACUGAGCGGUGCUGCCAGGCGACAGGAGUGUGUGAUCCGGUGCAUGAAGGCUGCAGAGACGAGCUGCAAGCAGGUCAGAGAAAAUCUCGUCCAGUUGCAGCACUCUGUGUCCACUCACCAUCGCCCCCUGCUGUUCACCCAAGAACACCUGGACCUGAGUGGAGCCAAACACCUCAUGCUGGCUCCUGAGGUGGCAGCAUGUCAGAGCUUUCUGUCCGUCGUAUCUCAGCUUCAUCACGCCUGCAGCUCCAGGAUUGACUGGCUCGAGCAGGAAGUCUCCGCCCACCGCAGUCAUGUGACCGCUCUGCGCAGCGAGCUGCAGGAUGCCUGCCUUCGUGAGAGUCUCGCCUAUAUUCCCGUGGAGGAGCUUCCUGAACCUCUGCUACUUGAUGUUGGGGAAACACGUGACCUUCCUCCUCUCUCUGGUUGCUCCAAGGAGCCGGUCUGAAGAAAACCCAAGGAACAUAUGACCCGUCUGUUAUGAUAUGUGGCGCCUUCAAACGGAAAGACUUUCUUGGUCAGAAGGUGCUUGUGGUUUCAGUCCUGAAGUCAUCCAUCAGCAGCCAGUUCAAUCUGCCUGGAAGCAUCAUCUUCCGGGGACUUUAAACAUUUUUUCUCCCAGCUGGCUGCUGAAGGACGCCUGACGACCAGAUGGUCCUUCAGGACAACCAGUUGAUGAUGGACCUGUUGAGGUUUCUGCUCGUCCUAUUUCAACCGUUUCUGUUCCAGAAUGUUUUACUGGAGGAGAAAAACCAAACAGGACAUUUUACUCUAAUCCCUUCUAGUUAUUUAAAUGAUGUCAGUCUAUUUUCAUUCGUUAUUUUUUAUGACCAGAAAUAAACAAUGACUGAGAGUGACACAUUUCCCAAAAGUGACACAAAAAAUAAUCCCUUAGUCAGAACUAAUCAAGGAAGAAAAAAGGGAAGCAAAAAAGAAAUCCUCGGAGACAAAUAAAACUGACUAAUUAGAAAAUAAAGUCCAGGAAAUGUCAGCAGAUUAUAAAGAAUAUUUCAAAAAGUUGUUUCUUUGCUUAGUUUCAUGUUUUUGGGACAUUUCAUCUGUUAUUACCGCCCCCUAGAGUUCAGGCUUCAUUUAGCUUUGUAAAUUGUGACUUGACUUUAUAAAGAAGGCUAAAUUUACUUGGCACAUUUAAUGAGAAUCGGCCAUUUUCCUGAAACAAAUUACUAGAAAUCAGAGCAUCUCCUGGUGUUAGAAGUUUGCAGAACUUUCCUCAGCAUGAUCUUUCUGAAUCGACAAGUUUCAUCCAAGUAUCUGUUAUUAUGCCUGAUAAAUGCCUGAUUAACUGACA